AUGACCAACCUGGGGCCGACGUCCACGCAGCCCGGCAAGCGCCCAAACGGCAUCUCGGCUGGGAACACCAGCUGCUAUCUUCACGAGCCUCAGAUCGCGAACGAACCUAAUUCGCAUGACACUCGUGUCUCCUCCACAGCCUCUAGGCGGAUGAAGCAGGUCCUGCUGACACCAAUUAUCACGAACAGCUUUUCCAGAAGAUUUCACGAUUCCAUUUGGGGGAACCAGCCUCCGGGGUCCUUCUCAUCUACUCCCAGAGCAUACUCCACAUUCUGGAGAAUAACAGAAUUGAGUGGAAACAGCUUCAGAACCUCAUAUCCUGAUGCUCUUCCGUUCCCUCAGGCCUCCAGCGGCACCCUCUACCACAUCCUCAUGGACCUGUCCCUCUUCGAACAACAGGGAGCAGAGGCUUUAUUACGAGAUAUUAAGAUAUUGGUAAUGUCUCAUAACAUCCCCACCAGACUUUUCUCACAGUGGAAUGCCACCAAAGUGGAGGUGCCUGUAACUUUGGAAGAUGUUACCCAGAGCCAGACCACAGAAGAAGUUAUUACUGAGUGUCUUACACUCAUUCUCAAGAUGGGAGUAUAUCUUGCAACACUCAAGGUGGGCAACAAAGGCCUGGGCGAGUGCCUCCACACUGCUGUGCCAGAGCUGCUGAUCCCAGCAGAAACAAUCCAGUAUUUGUGCAGGAGCCAAGAAUGUUUGAGCCCAGCGGAAUUUCUGAAGAUGUACAAAAACCCUUUGCAGCCACAAAUGGAUUCAGAAAUAGUAUGGCCUACUCCUACUCAUAUGUCUACAUGAAACCCUAUGGACAAGCUACCUACCAAUGUGUCUAAAGAUGUGUUUACAAAUCCCAAAGCCCUGGGAUGGAGUUGGCCUGAAACUUUAAUGUCCAUCUCUUCACCCAUGCAGAGGGAAAACAAAGCAAGCAAUAAAGUUGUCAGGAAGACUUGAGAGUGGUGUGCUGGUGUUCUUUCAAAGCAGGGCUGAGGGAUUAGUGACUCUCUAGUUGUUGAACUUCUCUUUCUUUGAGUCUUGACUCCUUGUGACUAAAAGUAGUUGGGGAGGGGAGCAAUGAUGGGCAAAUGCUUAUCAGUGGCCUGUACAUCCUAGCAUCUUCCAGGUUCUUGCCUAACUAUUCCCUUUUUCUUUCUGGGGUGACUCUGGUUCACUUCCCAAGCAAUUUAAUUCACUGGUGGAUUAGAGAAAAAAAUACAACUCUUUGAGUAGGAAAAUUACAGUAAAUUGUUUUUACAGUGACAAAAAAGAGAAUAAUUUUACUUGGCAGAUGAACCCAACAAAAUAUCCAAAAUAACUUUCAAAAUUCAACUCAUUUAUAGCAAUACACAUUUUCCAGAGUUCAGCCUAUGGAAGUUACAGAAACCAGAGCAGAAGGGUUAAUACA
Molecule: messenger RNA, 1405 nt
Organism: Ahaetulla prasina
Lineage: Eukaryota; Metazoa; Chordata; Lepidosauria; Squamata; Colubridae
Product: testis-expressed protein 47-like
Exons: 7
Coding region: 1-801 (266 amino acids)
Source: RefSeq, a predicted model, not a curated record